AGGAGCUGAAAACACGUGUUCAUGAUUUGCCCUGGCAGGGAGUGCAGCUCACCACGGCUGGGACAGCAUACUGAGGACUCACCUCAACCUCUCCCUGUCAUCACAGGACACCUUUACAGCAGCCAAAUCUCCAGCUUGUGUGGAAAACACAAAUUCGGGGUGCAGCUGUUCGAGCCGGUACUUCCAGGACACCGGUACUUAAGCCACCACCACACCAUCCAAGAGGGUUUCGCGACCCCCUCAGCCAACCUUUGCACGCCAGUGCAGGUACAGAUCGAGAGAAGCCACCUUGCGUUUCCCUGGAAAGCUGCGAGCCCCUGUGGAGUUAUCCCGGCGGCGGCGGGAGCACGGUGACACCUCGCGGUCCGACGCCCUCAUUGCCUCGGCGGGGCGGUGCUGCCGAGCGGUGCUGCCGAGCUCGACCCGCUGUGGGUGACGGUGACGAACCCGCUGUGGGUGACGGUGACGGUGGCGAAUCCGCUGUGGGUGACGGUGACGGACCCGCCGUGGGUGACGGUGACGCUUCCCCAGCGCCCCGCACGGCCCGGGGCUGGGGCUCCGUCCCGCCAGGAACAGCUCCCUGGGCGGGAAGGCCGCGUACAGCAAAGCGAAGGCUCCGGAGUGACCUGUCCGCGGUAUUCCAGUACCGGAGAGCCGACUGGAGAGGGGCUUAGUACAAGGGCAUGUACUGACAGGACCAGGGGGAAUGCAUUCAGACUGGAGGAGAGUAGAUUUAGAUUAGAUACUAGGAAGACAUUGUUUGCCGGGAGGGUGGUGAGGCGCUGUAGCAGGUUGCCCAGAGAAUUCCCCACCCUGAAAGUGUUCGCGGUCGGGCUGGAUGGGGCUUUGAGCACCCUGGUCUGGUGGGAGGUGUCCCUGCCCGUGGAUGAUCCCUAAGGAGCCUCCCCGCCCGAGCCACUCCGUGACGCCCCGCACGGCCCGCGGCCGCCGGCCCGCGCAUGCGCCGCGCGUUGCCCGGAGACGGACGCCGUUACCGCUCCCCGAGGCGCGCCCGCCCCGCUCCGAGCCGGAGCCGCCGCACGGAGCCCACCAUGGUGCCCGCCCGGCCACCCGAACCCUCCGACGUGCCCUACAGCUUCUACAGCCAGCCCCGUCUCCUGCCCUCUCGCCCCAAGUACCGACAGCAGAGCAAUGCCGCCCAGAGGCAGAGGAGCCCGGCGCACCACUGCAACAUCAUGAUCGACCCAAGAGUGGUGCGCGGAAACGUCCUGUCCGUGCCCCCGCCCCCACCGCAGAGUACCCAGCCCAGUACCCUUGGGGUUAAAAGGCAGAGGAGAGCACAGAAACAAGUAUUGCCCAAAAGGCUUACACAAGAGCAGAUUCGACCAGGAACGCCAGAGCCUGUGAAGGGCAGAGAACAUGUUGCUGUGCAGACAGAACUGUAUUUGGAAGAGAUUAGUGAUCGGAUAAUAGAGAUUGAUGGAGAGUGUCAAACAGAUGAAUUUUUGGACAGACCACUCACUCCACUCUUCAUUCCAGCUAAAACAGGAAAAGAUGUGGCCACACAAAUAGAAGAAGGAGAGUUGUUUGACUUUGACAUUGAAGUUAAGCCGAUCCUGGAAGUGUUGGUUGGGAAAACAGUUGAGCAGGCUUUGCUGGAAGUCAUGGAGGAAGAAGAGCUGGCCCAGCUGUGGUCACAUCAGCGAGCCUUCGCAGAGCUGCGUAACGCAGAGUUUGCUGAACUGCAGCGCUUAGAGGAGCAGGACAGGCGAAUCAGGGAGGAGAAGGAACGUCGCAGACUGGAACACCUGGAAAAGCUGCGGAAACAGAAAGAGACUGCAGAGAAAAUUGCAGCUCGGGCAUUCGCUCAGCGUUACCUGGCUGAUCUCAUUCCCUCAGUCUUCAACAAUCUUCAUGACAGUGGAUUUUUUUAUGACCCUGUAGAAAGAGAUAUUGAGACUGAAUUCCUUCCAUGGCUGAUGUCAGAAGUAGAAGAAACACUACAGAAGAAGGUUCUGGGAAGGACGAUGCUUGACUCCUUGAUUCGUACGGUGGUUGAAAAACGCUUAGAUGAAUUUAGCCAUCCACCUCCAUCUGAGCAGAAAGAGGCACCUGCUGAAGAGCCUGGGGAAACAGAUGCAGCUCCUCAGGUGUCUAGUGAGGCAGAUUCUGCUGAACAACCACUUGCAGAGAGCGAAGAGACUGAUCCACCUGUUGCUGAGGAAUAGCCUUCAGAUUCCACUUCUUCUCAGAAGAAUAAGGUCAAGAAGAAACAGCGGAUUUGGAAACUGAGUAACAAACAGGCAAGUCAUCAAGUAAAUGGAGGCCAGUGGCUUAGAAAUAAGCAAUUAAUUCCUAUCUAUUUACAGAUAUUGUGCCCUAGCCAUGCUGAAGGAUGAACCUAAUCAAAAGUAGAGCAUUAAAACAUGUUUUCCAUAUGCUGGAAUCGCUGAUUUCAGGCUACUAGAAUCAAGAGAGAAGUUACUAGUGCAAUGAAUGGCACGGAAAUUCUGUCCCCUUUUACACAACCCAGUCCAUCAAAACCUGGGAGGUUUAUGGCUGAAAAGUGAUGCUGUCCCACACCCUGUGAUGGAAGGUCAUGAGAAGGAUGUUGAGAGCGUCAUAAUAACCUUUGCAAGUAAUUUCCUUAUUGUGAAAGGUAGUUACUACAGCAAUUAAAUAAAUUGCUUUUGACUCGUGUUAGUCUUGCCUCACAAAUUU
This is a messenger RNA of Prinia subflava (tawny-flanked prinia), 2682 nucleotides long. It is a transcript of the gene RSPH3, whose product is annotated as radial spoke head 3. NCBI's taxonomy places the organism in Eukaryota, Metazoa, Chordata, Aves, Passeriformes, Cisticolidae. Gene Ontology annotation, cellular component: cilium. The transcript is spliced from 8 exons. The record is from RefSeq and is a predicted model, not a curated record. Bases 960 to 2189 code for a protein of 409 amino acids.